Messenger RNA from Lithohypha guttulata, 1224 nucleotides. RefSeq lists its product as uncharacterized. Gene Ontology annotation, molecular function: protein binding; metallopeptidase activity. The record is from RefSeq and is a predicted model, not a curated record. Bases 1 to 1224 code for a protein of 407 amino acids. The transcript has 2 exons. Gene Ontology annotation, cellular component: COP9 signalosome. Lineage: Eukaryota; Fungi; Ascomycota; Eurotiomycetes; Chaetothyriales; Trichomeriaceae.
AUGGCGACACCUCUCGUAGCAGUUCAAGCUCCGGAAAGCGGUCAGAGAGUGCAAGUCCAUCCUCUGGUCUUACUUACUGCCUCCGACUUGAUCACGAGGCAUCGUGUAAGACAGCUUGAAGGUCCUGUAGCAGGUAUCCUACUAGGUCAACAGUCGAAGGGACAGGUCUCUGCAGAGUACGCAUUUACAGCUAAGAUCAAUAACGGCCUGCUUGACCAAACAGAUGACUGGACCAACAAGCGCAUUGAGCAGUACAAAGAAGUUCACAAGGAUCCAGCCCUAGAAGUUGUGGGAUGGUUCACACUUUGUCCCGAGAAUGGACCCCUCCCAGAGCAUGCAGUACUUCACAAGCAGUUAACGACACUCUAUGCUGAGAAUGGAAUCCUGCUAGCGAUACACCCUGAAGCUUUCAGACAGAUUGAAGGUUCGAAAGCUAGACUCCCUAUUUCGGUCUAUGAAGGUCUUGCGGAGGGAGAUCAGAUAAUGAGUGAAGGUGCGAUGCAGGUGGAUGGUUCAGAAGCAGCUGCUCUCAGGUUCAGACAUGUGCCUUUUGUCAUUGAGACCGAUGAAACAGAGAUGAUAGCUAUCAAUUAUGUUGCUAAAGGAGCUGGAAGUGCUACGGCAGUGUCAAGAGCGCAGCAAACAAAGUCCGAAGAUAGUCAAGAACAGCAAGCAUCAGGCAACAAGAAUGUCACAGAAGAAGACAAAAAGACCCAACUGAGGGGACCUUCCUUGACACCAGAAGAGGAAGAUCAGAUCGCAGGUUUGACCACGAGACUCAACAGUAUCAAAAUGCUUCAAGAGAGGCUCCACUUGAUGUCGAAGCUGGUUGAAUUGAUGCCCCCAUCGUAUCUCGCCGACCAGAACGUUGCUCUCUCUUCGACGAGUCCAAGUCCGGAGUACCUACCUCAGCUUCGAAAUAUACAAGCGCUACUCACUCGACUGUCACUCCUCAGCCCUACUGGUGGCGAUGAAGCGACUUCACUGCAGCAGGCAGCGAAGGCACAAGCGAACGACGUCACAAUGACCUCGAUCCUAUCGAUUUUAGGUCAGGACGUACAAGGUCUAGCGGAGUUAGGUCGUAAGUUUGUGACGGUAGAACAACAGAAGAGCAUAAGAACCAAGUCGAAGGGAGGAGUUGGUCAGGGUUCAUACGGAGGUCUAGACGACUAUGGUAGUCGAGCAGGUGGGCUUACUUCAGAUUCCGGACUGUUGAUGAUGUGA